UUAACAUUUCUUAAUGGAUCUAUUUAAUUUCACUUGCUGUAGAAUUCCUUUGGGUCCUUCCCCAGAGGGUGUGCUUGGUGCCUGUCUUCUGGCAGGAGAGAGUCAAUAUUAACUGGGUUGAUAAACACGUCCCCUCCCUGUGGAAAUAGCUUGGUAACAAAGACCUUCUGAGAUAUUGAAAAGUUAGACCAGUGGGUGGGAGGAGAAGGGGCGAGCUGCAGUUGGGACAGAAUUAAGGGUAAAAGUGAGGGGUCAUGUGUGGACAACCCAGCAGUGCACAACCCUUUUGCUGGUUUUUCACUGACUUAAUACUGUUUUGCAAAUUGCUGCUGUUUUCUUUCUGUUUUCCAGCUCUGUUUUCUCUGUCUUGGCUCACGAAGUCCUGUGGUACCUGAGCUUAAAACUGCUGAGAAUGAGUGUGAAUUAACCAUGCACCUGACAAGUUAUAGGUGUGCCAUCUGUAGCCACCACUUAUGGUGACGAUGGUGGCAGAAGCAACUGUUUGGGGCCACAUCUCUGUAGUGUUUAAUGAAAACAUGGCAACCUUUUAUGGCACCCACUGUGUACCUGCUGUUUCAUUCAUUCACUUAUCAUUUUGCCAUCUCCACGUCCCUCCCAGGACAGUGAUAGUUACUUAAUAUUUAAAUAAACUCAGUUCUUAAAUACAUAUAUUUUUAAAAGGGACUUUCUAAUACUUGUAGUAAUGACAUAAUAAGAAUAAAAGGAAAAGGAAAAAUCCUUUGUGUGGGGGGGAUGUUUUGGGACAAGUCGAUGAAUGAAUGUGCAUAAAGUGCCAGCACAUAGUAGGUGCUCAAGAAACUCAAGGCAACUUCAAUCCUGUUGCUCUGUCCAGCCUGGAGGACUUCUUAAAGGAAGAAACACCACGAGCUGCAUGAAUAGAGCAAAGGUGCGAGGUGGACCAGGCUUGACUCUCUUUCCUCCCUCCCAUUCCCAGGUCACCCCUCACCCCUGGAAGCCAUGACAGAGGCCAGAAAGCUGCCCCCACCACUGCCUCCAAGACUGGACUGGUUCGUGCAGACUCAGGUGGACCAGCUGACCUGUGGAGGGGUCCCUGAGUGGUUCCAUGGUGCCAUCUCGAGAGAGGAUGCCGAGAACUUGCUGGAGUCACAGCCACUGGGAUCCUUCCUCAUCAGGGUCAGUCACAGCCACGUGGGCUACACGCUCUCUUACAGAGCUCAGAACUGCUGCCGCCACUUCAUGGUGAAACUUUUGGACGAUGGGAGUUUCAUCAUCCCUGGGGAAGAGAGAGCCCAUGCCUCUCUAGAUGCCUUGGUCACCUUCCAUCAGCAGCAGCCGUUGCGGCCACACGGGGAUCUGCUGACACAGCCCAGACAGCAGAAGGAUCCAGCAAAUGUGGAUUAUAAGGAUCUCUUCCUUUUCUCCAACGCAUUGGCUGAGGAAGCCACCAGCUCUGCUCUUGGCCUCAGCAAACAUCAGAAUCCCUCCUCUUGUCCCAUGGCCCCACUUGAGGAGUUUCAGGCCUUCACAAACCCAGUCCUGCUCCAUCGGCGGAAAGAAAGGAAGCCGUUGGCAGAGCCGGACGGGGCCUCCACGGAGGAAGCUACUUCCUCCUGCCCCCCAAAAGGUCCUCUUGAGAAGGCCCACCAGAAAAUCUGGAGGAAUCUCAAGAUGCUCCCCUGGACGGGCAAGAAGGUCCAGCAGCAGCUGAAAUCCCAGCUGGUGGCUGUGAGCUCCUCAUCGCUCUGGGACGCCAGGCCAUUGGUGGUGACCCACGGCUCCGGAGCUGGAGCAGAGGACUCAGCCUGGAAAAAUAACGUCUGCACAGACCCCUUUGUGGCCACAUCCCUCACAAGCCCCUCACAGCCCCAAGCUCCAAGAAACAGAGAUGAGCCCUCCAGGAGAGCCUCAAGGUUGGCCAGCUGGAGUGAGACAACCUCGAGGGUCAGGGACUUGCACCAGGCAGUAGUGAGGUCCCUGUCCUCACAGGCAUCCAAACCGGAGCCAAGGGGCUUGAAAGAACCACAGGACUGUCUCCCUGAAGAGUACCGCUCACCGCCACCCUUCGCCCCUGGGUACUGCUAGGUUCGCCCUGGCUCUGGGACCCUCUCUGCCGGGGGGCCGUUCACACCUGGACCUUUUGCUCUCUGCCGUGACUCAC
Molecule: messenger RNA, 2140 nt
Organism: Kogia breviceps (pygmy sperm whale)
Lineage: Eukaryota; Metazoa; Chordata; Mammalia; Artiodactyla; Physeteridae
Gene: HSH2D
Product: hematopoietic SH2 domain containing
Cellular component (GO): cytoplasm
Source: RefSeq, a predicted model, not a curated record